UAGGGUAGUUAGUGGGAGCCCGCGGUCUGUCCGAGUUCAGUCCGACAGUCCGCGUGUCACUGUUAAACUCGGAGAACGGUGCCGUAUAUCGCGUUCAUUAAUUCGCCAGGCCUUCGACAUCGUAGUAACGUCGAUUCUAACAUCGCAACAUCGUAGUUUUUAAUUUUGCACAACGCUUCAAGCACGUCAUGUGCAUAUCCCGUUCCUUCGAGUUCAGUCGCCCGAUCGAAAGUAAAGUUCGAAAAAACGUGACGUGUUUGUACGAAGUUGUUGCGAAUUUUGAUCGACGCAUCCUGAAAAUUCGCCCCCGAGGCGAGCAGCUCCAGGUGCCGACGCUCGCUCGGUGAGAGCUGGUGCCGCACAUUCUUCUCGCUCAAUCGUUAUCCCCGUGCCGGCGGCGGUGGUCGGCGGGGGUGCGCCCGGGGGGCGCGGAAUCACGGUCAACCUCGGCGCGGCUUCGAGAUUUAGGGACAGGACGUACGACGGGACCCGGCAAAUGUGGCUCUGUGCACGGAUGAAGCCUGUGUCAGGGAGAGAGAUGGGCCCGAGGGUGUUUGCGACACGGACGUUUGCGUGGAGGCGUCGAGGAGGAUUCUCGCGUCCAUGAAACGAGGCGUCGAUCCGUGCAAGGAUUUUUACAAGUUCGCCUGCGGCGAUUUCCACGAUCAGCAGCCCUAUCAGCCGAGCGCGAGCUUCAACAUACUCCAAGCGCAGAUCGACGAGCGUAUACACAAAACGCUGACAAACGAGACAGGGCAAAUGGUCGCUGCCUUCGAGAAGCUCGGGCAGUUUUAUGAUACUUGUCGGGGCUUUAAGAAGAAGCCCGUAAAUUUUACUCCCGUUUACGAACUGUUGGACGAACUCGGUGGCUAUCUGUCGCCGAAGAGCGCGGUACCGACCGACAUCACUCCUCUAAUCUCUUCAUUGCUGAAAGUAAACGGUGCGCCACUCUUCGAUUUAUACAUCGACGUAGAUCUUUACGAUCGCACAAAGUCGUCCGUAUAUCUUGAUUUUCCUGCCAAGUACGAGAAUUAUGAGUUUCUCGCAAAGGACCAGAAAAACAGAGACGUACAAAGAAUUCGAGAGAUUGUCCGAGGAUUCUUGCCAAAAAAUAUGGAUCCUGUGGAACAAUCGUCGGAGACGGAUCUGCUUUUGCAAUUUUGCUUAUCGCUUGAGAAAAUUUAUCCAAAGCACAAAGACUUGUACAAUUGGGUGGACGUUGAGCAGAGGGUAUACGUCGCUUACAACAUCACUUAUCUGCAAGAAAACUUUGGUUACAUAAGGUGGAGAUCGCUGCUGAACACCACGUUGCGCUACCAUGCAAACGGCGCCGAUCUGUACGACGACAAUAACGACACGAACCGCGUACACCGACCGCCGACGUUCGUCGCAUCCGAGGACCAGCAGAUUUACGUCUACAUUACAGCACCACAUUACUUUCGCAGCCUUGGCAAGUUAUUGAGUCGCUCCUCCAGACGGAUUAUUCAUAACGGAUUACUGUUGCUCUACGCGACGGACACGUUGCACGAUAUCGCGAAUGUCUCUGCCAUCAAGGACUGGGAGGCCUCCUGCUACAGGCUGACCAGAAACGUCUUCACCGAGGUGGUCAGUGCGCUCUACGUGCGGCAGUACGCUCCAAAGUACUUGGAAACUCUGGUCAACAGGAUGACCGCGCUGUUCGAACGCGUGAAGGAAACGAUAGCCGAGCGUAUAUUGGUGAAGUCGUGGCUGGAUGACGAGACCAGGACGCAAGCGUUGCAGAAAUUGAAUUCCUUACGCGGUCGAUUUCACGUGUCGCCUGAUUUCUAUAACGACACCCUGCUGACACGCGAGAUGGCCGAGGUCGAAAUUGACUCGGAAGACUUCAUUGCCACCGUCCUGAAGAGGUUCCUCCAGAUUCGAGAAUCGGAGAACCAAAGCCCGUUACGAAGGAACGCGAUAAUAAGACAUCAUUACCCUUACUCCGUGCACGCCUAUUACGAAUCCUCCACAAACACCAUUGGAAUUCCAUUGGCCAUGAUGACGUCCUGGGCAUGGUCGUGGGACGGUGGUCCAGCUUUCGCGGUACACGCUACGCUAGGAUCGGUCAUCGCGCACGAGAUUCUUCACGCCUUCGAUUUUCAUCGGCGCAGAUUGCCAUCCUUGGAGCCGGAUCGAGAUGUUGACGAGUGGCUUCGCGUCACGCCGGACUCCUGGAAACGAUUGGAGAGCAAGAUAGAAUGCGUCGCGCGACUUUACGCCCGGAGUUUCUGGCGGAGGGUCCAAUCUUACGGAAACGACAUUGCCGUGCAGUUUGAUUGGAAUAUGACGAAAAACGAGAACGUCGCGGACAUCGGUGCUCUGCAAAUUGCCCACAAGACCUGGCACAUUUUAACGAACGGGAAAGAUCGAAGCCUCCCCGGAUUAGAGGGACUCCGUCCGAGUCAGCUCUUCUUCAUAAGUGCCGCACAGGUACACUGCGUUAAUACGACUCUUGAGGCCUACGUUUUCUCCGUCGAGUUGGACUAUCAUGCUCCUCACCCUGAAAGAGUCAACAGUGUAAUGAUGAAUUCUCAGGCAUUCGUAGAGGCGUUUCGCUGCCCACUCGGAGCAAAAAUGAAUCCCCCGAAUAAAUGCACUGUUUGGUGAUCGUACGCAUUCAUCGAUAUACGAAAUACAAGUAUAUCGAUUGGCUAGCAGGCUGCCUAUACUUCGCUUUAUUUUAUUUCGCAAUUACAAUACGAUCGUAAAGAUUCAUUUUAGAAUCAUAGUUCGCAACGAGAAUUAAUGCUGCACGAAUAAGCGUGGAUUUGCUCCUUUACGCGAAAACUAAACUAGUACUUAACCCAUUAAAGGCCAUAAAUAACCUGUAAUACAAAACCUGUAAUACAAAAAAGUUAAUUUACUUUUCUUCUGGUUUUUUUUUAAAGUUUGGCUUAAUACUAGAAUCAUUAAAUAAUUCUUAUUAAUCUUACAAUUCACAUAUAAUCUUGAAAAAUCGCAUUUUUUCUUGAAAACUUGCCUUAUAAAUUAGAUUUAAGAUGAAAGAAAGUGUUCUAUUACUUAUUUUUUAAACCUUUGGUAAACAUAAAUAUGUAAGUAUAAGCCAAUGCCAAGUAAAUUCUAAAAUAAAAAAUAUCGUGGUAAAUUUAAUUCACGUAAUAUUAAUAAAAAUUAUAUCUGAAAGAUAAAACAUUAAAGCAAUGAAAAAAUGUAUAAAAGAAAUUAAAGCAAUUAAAAAAAAUUAUUUACAUUUAGUAAACUCGAAAUUUUGUCUCGAAAGUAAGGUGUUAACCGUUAAUGGGUUAACUUUUGGGCUUUCAAUUGCUUCAAAGAGCUUCAUAGAAUUAAGUCAAUUCAAAGAUUAUCGUCGCUUUUUUAACGUUGUUACGCAAGGUGAGAACAAACACGUGAUAUAAGUAUUUGUUUUUUUUUUGUAGUUUCUCUAGAACUUACGAAAAAAAGAUUAUUAGAUUUUAGAUUUUAAAAAAUCAUUAUCCGCCCGUGAUGCUGUGAAACUUGUUGACGAGACCUGUCGCCAAUAGUGUCGAUUUGAAGCGACGAUGACUUGCAACGCAUUGCAUUAAUUGCAACAAAUCGAUUGCAACGAAUACUGUAAAGAUUUACAUCAAUUUAUAUUUGUAAUGAAUUAUAACGAGUUGUAAUAAUAAGUAAAAUAAAAAGCGCAUAGAAAUCGGUGGUCUGCGAUAAUGACGUUAGCAACAAAAAUUGGGUUUACAUUAUACACAUGAGAAAAACAGUUGUUGAUUUAAUUAAAUCUUUUCACCUCGAUAAAAUUUUUUCAAUUCAAGUAUUUAUGUAUUUGACUUAAAUACUUAAAUAUUUGAAUUGGAGAAAUUUAAUUAAGUUGAAAAAUAUAAUGAAGUUAACAACUUUUUUUUCUCAGUGUACAAGUGCAAUUACAUAACGCAAUAAAUAUUAACGAUGAUACGUACUUGACGCUGUUGAUAAAAUAUAUAUUAUUGUUAUAUAUUGCUGCUAUGAUGUUGGGGAAGAUAUAAUAUAUAGAAGUAUUACAUAUACGAUAGGGAUAAAAUCUGUGAUAUGUAUAUCAAAUAUUUCCUUGACUUUCCUGGCGAAUCUAUUUUUGUUGGUAAUGCCAUACGCCAUCGAUAUAACAAAAAAUAAGUUUGUAUACUGAAACUAUAUCUUUAGAUACUCUGCUUUAUUUGAACGAAACUGCAGAGAGGAGUUAGUCAAACAUACUCGUUCUUAAAAUGUUUGUUUUAUUAUAAGCAGUAAAGCAGCUUAUACUAGAAAUGUAUUUAAAAAAAACAAAACAAUAGAUACACGAUUUAUUUUAGUUCGUUUUGGCGUGCAAAAUAAUUUACGAACAUUGAAAAUUUAAAUGUUAUAGAUAUAUAAUUAAGAAAUAUAAUAAUAAAUAAUAUAAAUUGGAUAUUUUGUUCCCAGAUUAUAACUAAGUAAAUAGAGAGUUUAUAAUUAAAUAGAAAUUUGUUUAUGCAUUUGUAGAGGCGCUCAAAAAGACAAAAAUUAUUAGAAAAAUUUAUUUACGUGAGAAAUUAGAUUAGAUGAAAAUUGAAUUUCCCUGUAUUAAAAAUCUCAGUAAAAUCGUCUGAAAUAUUAAAGUAACAAAGUUGUUCAAAGUAUGAGCGGGCCAUGGCUUUCCCAAAUUGCUUUCACAUUUUAUUACAAUUGAUUAAGGCACUCAAUGAACUCAAUCCAAAGGCCGUGAUUUUUGAUUCUCUGGUGCCUAUUUGCCAACUCUUACAUUGAUCGAUCCCUCUUAACGUUAUUACUACGAUGCUAUCGCUGCUGUCGAAAUAAAAUUGUGCUUGAAAUUAUUUUUGCAAUUGAGAUAUUUUUAUUCAUUUGUUACUUUUACUAUCAUUUGUCAGUUUUACAUUAAUAUCAUUUAUUAGGCUGCACCUUGCAUGCGUGCGAAUUUCAUGUAAGAAAUAGAUGUAAUUAAUAAAGAAAAUUUAAUAAAUAUGUAUUCUUUUAAUAAA
This is a messenger RNA of Solenopsis invicta (red fire ant), 4970 nucleotides long. Its product is annotated as neprilysin-1. Lineage: Eukaryota; Metazoa; Arthropoda; Insecta; Hymenoptera; Formicidae. Bases 604 to 2628 code for a protein of 674 amino acids. Gene Ontology annotation, biological process: protein processing. Gene Ontology annotation, cellular component: plasma membrane. Gene Ontology annotation, molecular function: metalloendopeptidase activity. The record is from RefSeq and is a predicted model, not a curated record. The transcript has 16 exons.